Lipotes vexillifer (Yangtze River dolphin) is the source of this 3042-nucleotide messenger RNA. It is a transcript of the gene PURB, whose product is annotated as purine rich element binding protein B. Bases 208 to 897 code for a protein of 229 amino acids. Gene Ontology annotation, biological process: regulation of transcription by RNA polymerase II. The transcript has a single exon. Gene Ontology annotation, molecular function: RNA polymerase II transcription regulatory region sequence-specific DNA binding; purine-rich negative regulatory element binding; DNA-binding transcription factor activity, RNA polymerase II-specific. NCBI's taxonomy places the organism in Eukaryota, Metazoa, Chordata, Mammalia, Artiodactyla, Lipotidae. Gene Ontology annotation, cellular component: nucleus. The record is from RefSeq and is a predicted model, not a curated record.
AGCGGGCGCGGCGGCGGUGGCGGGCCCGGCGGCUUCCAGCCCGCGUCCCGCGGCGGCGGCGAGCAGGAGACGCAGGAGCUGGCCUCGAAGCGGCUGGACAUCCAGAACAAACGCUUCUAUCUGGACGUGAAGCAGAACGCCAAGGGCAGCUUCCUCAAGAUCGCCGAGGUGGGCGCGGGCGGCUCCAAGAGCCGCCUCACGCUGUCCAUGGCGGUGGCCGCCGAGUUCCGCGACUACCUGGGCGACUUCAUCGAACACUACGCGCAGCUGGGCCCCAGCAGCCCCGAGCAGGUGGCAGCGGCAGCGGGCGCCGAGGAGGGCGGUGGGCCGCGGCGCGCGCUCAAGAGCGAGUUUCUGGUGCGCGAGAACCGCAAGUACUACCUGGACCUCAAGGAGAACCAGCGCGGCCGCUUCCUGCGCAUCCGCCAGACGGUCAACCGCGGCGGCGGCGGCCCGGGGCCCGGCGGCCUGCAGAGCGGCCAGACCAUCGCGUUGCCCGCGCAGGGCCUCAUCGAGUUCCGCGACGCGCUGGCCAAGCUCAUCGACGACUACGGCGGCGAGGACGACGAGCUGGCUGGGGGCCCGGGCGGCGGUGCCGGGGGCCCCGGGGGCGGCCUGUACGGGGAGCUCCCGGAAGGCACCUCCAUCACGGUGGACUCUAAGCGUUUUUUCUUCGACGUGGGCUGCAACAAGUACGGAGUGUUCCUGCGCGUGAGCGAGGUGAAGCCGUCCUACCGCAACGCCAUUACCGUCCCCUUCAAGGCCUGGGGCAAGUUCGGGGGCGCCUUUUGCCGGUAUGCGGAUGAGAUGAAAGAGAUCCAGGAGCGGCAGAGGGAUAAGCUUUAUGAGCGACGCGGCGGGGACGAGUCAGAGGGAGAGGAGGUGGAUGAGGAUUGAAACGCCUAGCUUACCCUACGGGCCUCCCCACCCCACCACUAGAGAGCCCCCCUUCCUGUUCAUCCCAGUGAGCUAGUGGAGGGAGAGCAAGGGAGGCCCCAGAAGGAGAAAACAAAAUUUAAAAUAAUAUAGUUAAUUACGAGAAAUAACCAUAAGAGAGAACAGUCACGGACAAUUAGAGAAAAGCAGUAAAGUUCCAAGGAAUUGACAGCAACCUACAAAGAGAGGACAACAGCGCCUCCUCACCUGAGCAAAAGUCUCAGCUUCUGUUGCUUCCCAGCUGAGGUUCCUAAAUCCAUCAGGAUAAUCCUGGGUGGGGUAGAUCCUUGCACAUUGGCCAAGGAACACCUCUUGAGUUACCCAGACCCACUGAUGACAGCUGAAUUUGUAUUAUACCUGGGGUAACCUGGUCUUAAGAUAGUGUCUUAUCCCUUCACCUCCAUUGAAAUCAGCGUUUUGGAUCUAGAUCUUCAUGGAAUUCUUGUGAAGAGAGAGGCAUUUGCAGUUACCCAGUUCUGAGGGUACAAGUUUUAUGAAAAGGAAUGCAACUUUAAGUAAUCAUAGACAGGGCAAAAUAAGAAUUCAAGAAGCCACCAGGGAAUACAGAAACAAAUCGGAUCCAUUUUUUUUUUAAAUGGUUUUGCAUGGAACCUGGAACAAGGCCCAUGUCUUGUCUUUGCAGAAUUAUUUUCCGGGAUGCAAAUGGAUUCAGAUGUCAGUCCUUGAACUAGAAUCCGUUAUUAUAAUAUUUUGGAAGUUGGCAAAAUUUUUUCAAAGAUAAAAGCAGUUUUACAUUGGGGGUUGCUGAGGUAGGCACAAGCAGAAAUCAGGCAUAAAGCACAAGGAAAACUGUUUGAGUGGAUUGGUUGCUGCUCACUAAAGUUCUUCCUCGAUCUCCAAAUAUGGAGGUCAUGUCUUAGAUAUGAAUGAGAGCCAGAUCCCCGUGGCUCCACCGUGUGAGCCAGUGAAUUAUGGCUAAUUCGGCAGUUUCAGCCACUGGUUGGCUGGAUUUUAAACCGUAAAACUUGAAGAUAUCUACAAAAGGAACAGUGGCUACAAGCCUGAGCUUUAAUGGAAUAUAAGUCCUCACAGAAAAGUUCGAAAUAACCAAAACUGAAGUCUUCAUCUACCUUCAGUUUAAUCUGUGGAUUUGUUUAAACACUAAAGAUCCUCAGGUCCAGAAUUCCAGCAACGUUUAUUCUUUUAAAAUAAAUUUUUAAGAACUUGAUCCAUUGUAUCAGUACCUCACAAUCAAGUUGGCAAACGAUGGAUGAGUGAUUCAAGCAGCGUGCCCUUUGGAAGCUGAAAUCCAUCUGAAUGGAGCUGAAGUGAACGUGAAUAUGCUGACUAUAUCCUGGAAGCAUUUUUAUACCAUCUUGAAAUUUCAACAAACUGCCUUUUGCCAGUUUAUCCAGCUGUCUUUCAAGAAUAAAAGUUGGGGUUUUCAAGGAUCGCCUCUUCUAUAUUUUAAAUGGAUUUUCAGUAUGAUCUUUACUAAUCAAGUUAAUCCCACCCCAUCAAAAGGUAUUCCUAGAAGUGUCAGAACCUAGGUAACUGAAUUGAAUGGGAGCUAAUGUUCUUUCCAAAGUUUUCAGGUAUACUUUGUGCAACACCUUCUCAACCAGGAGGCAAGUAACCCCACUUCCACAAUCUUAGUAUUUUUUUUUUUAACUGCAUGCCUGCCCUUUAUUUGAGCUGCCUUUUAAUUUAUUGCAUACCCUUUUUAUUAUUUUGGUAUUCAAUCUAUACAAUCUUUUUGUAUUUAUUGGGAAAUGAGUAAUAUACAAAAAGGUCGUUUUCAUGAAUUAGUGGCUGAGAGGGAGGGAAUAAUUGUGUAUAUAAAAUUAGGCUUUUUUAAAAAUUAGAUUUGAUUCAGAAUAUCUCAUCUUAGAUUUUUAAAAAAUAGUGGAAGAGCCACAAACAUUGGUGCCCUUUUCAGACUAUUUCUCUACUCUCAUCAUCCACAGUAGACUUUUUAAACAGAUUUUUUUUUAAGCAUUUCUUUUUUUAAAAAAUUUUUCUCCGUUGCAAAGAAUGUUUCCUAAAUUGUAUGGGAGCAAUAGUAUUUUUGAUGUUUUAAUGACAUCUGUAUACUUGUACUGUAUUUUGUACUACAAGGCAGCUGUUUUCAAUAAUGUCCUGCUG